UUUCAAUUUUUUGGGGGGAUAAAACAUUCACAACUUCCCGGAAGAUCCAUGCCAAUUUGUUCAGUGCCGUGUUAGAACAGUGAAAUUCAUGAACUGGGCACGUGGUUAUUUAAGAAAUUAAUCAGCAAGGGAUUCGGUAGACUAUGUCUGUAAGGCGUUCCACAGGUCUGAAGCUUUCUAAUGGCGACGGAAGCCAAAUGUGCAGAAUACUUUAAAUUCUUCUAGGUUACAGAAAGUAACCCAGUUUAAGCCCGGAAAGCUAUAAAGACUACAGAAAUCUGACAGAGUAACGGAGGUCAAGAAUUGAAAUGGUGGGCGAGCGCCAGAUCUUCAAGCUUUCCGGGCCUGCUCAUCUGACCGCUGUCGACUGGUCGGAUCCAGAUCACAGACGAUGCAUAGCCGCCAGUUUAGUGCAGGGCGUAGUCGUGCAGGAACGAGACAGGCAAGAGCACAGGCAUGGCCCGGAUGCGCAGGCUGAAAAGUGGUGGAGCUUCUUCAAAUUCAAGCUAAUUCAACCUCUGUACGACGGCGUUGACGGUUCCAUUUUUGGGUCGGUUUACAAAUGGAGCAGAAAAGCUGCGGGUGUCUGUUCGCGCCCGGCGGGUGCGCCCAAAAUAGUGGUGGCUUUUCGAGGUACGGUUAAAACCCGUGAGUCACUGGCCAGAGACCUCCGUCACCAUCUGCACAUUUUCAUAAACCGACUGCACACCACGUCUCGAUUUCACACCGGUUUCGAUGCAGUUAAAACGAAUGUUGACAGACACGGGUGUGAAAACGUGUGGAUCGCCGGGCAUUCUCUCGGGGCCGCCAUUGGGAUGUUAGCGGGACGGAAAAUUGCAGAGGCAGAGGGGCGUUUUGUGGAAGCCCAUUUUUUUAACCCGCCAUUUGUUUCGGCACCUCUGGAGAGGAUUAAGAGCAAGAAAAUUAAGCGCGGGUUGCAUUUUGCCGGUAGCGUGGUCAAGGCUGGUCUGGCCAUGACGCUUCAUGGGAAAGACACUCGGAUUGAAUCGCAGAGAAUGUUUUCUGUUCUGCAAUGGUGGGUUCCUUGUCUGUAUGUUAAUCCUAAGGAUGAUUUGUGCUCGGGUUAUGUUGGGUAUUUUGGUAACCAGACAGCGAUGCAGCAGAAAGGGGCCGGGGGCAUUGCGAGCCUUGCGGCGCAGCAUUCCAUCCGGGUAAUGGUGUUUUCUGCAUUUGGGAAAGAGGCCAAGGCAGGCCAUUUGAUUCCGUCUGCUAGACUUAAUGUUAAUCGUAGUUCGGCGUCUGAUUUUCAAACUGUGCAUGGGAUUCAUCAAUGGUGGGCGCCGGAUAUCAGAAUUGAUUGCACUGAGUUUAAGCUUGGUACAGACCAGAAGUCAGGAGGUUCGCUUGGAGGAUAAAGAAAAAAAAUUAGCUGUUGCAUGAUGAAUUUUAUGGGAAUCAGACCUGGAAUUUCAAGUUAGUUAUCCUGUCAAUUGAAAACUUGUUGACAGAAACUAUUUAUACUCGGAUGUUCUUUGUUUCUCAGAUCUUGAUGCUUUCACAGAAUGUGACCAUGGAGGUUAGAUGCAAAAAUUUUAACAUUUUUUUCUUUUUAACUCAAUUGUUUUCGAUCCUGUCUGUUGAAGCAGAUCAUAUUGAAAAUUGAAUAAAACAAUUUAUUCAACUCAA
Cryptomeria japonica (Japanese cedar) is the source of this 1647-nucleotide messenger RNA. Its product is annotated as GDSL esterase/lipase At4g10955. The coding region runs from base 309 to 1376 and encodes 355 amino acids. The record is from RefSeq and is a predicted model, not a curated record. Lineage: Eukaryota; Viridiplantae; Streptophyta; Pinopsida; Cupressales; Cupressaceae. The transcript is spliced from 2 exons. Gene Ontology annotation, biological process: lipid metabolic process.